Molecule: messenger RNA, 1215 nt
Organism: Gracilinanus agilis (Agile Gracile Mouse Opossum)
Lineage: Eukaryota; Metazoa; Chordata; Mammalia; Didelphimorphia; Didelphidae
Product: asialoglycoprotein receptor 1-like
Exons: 9
Coding region: 137-994 (285 amino acids)
Molecular function (GO): signaling receptor activity
Source: RefSeq, a predicted model, not a curated record
CUCUACUCUCUUCACAUAGACCUCUGCUUAUAUUCACCCCCUAAUUAUCUCCCCACUCCUGGGGCCUGGGCUUGCCCCCAAGGGACCCAGGUGCCCAAGACCCCAAAUCCUGAGGAAUCCAGAUUGGGGGACAAACAUGGCAAAGGAUUAUCAAGACCUUCAGCACCUGGAGAGUGAAGACAAUGGCCAUCAGUUCAGUAAAGGGUCCCCUUCACCCCAGUCCAUCUUCCAGCGUCUCUGCCCUCCUAACCGUCUCCUUCUGAUCUCCCUGGGAAUCAGCUUCAUAUUGGUAGUGAUCGUCUCUGUGUUGGGAUCUAAAAAUACUCAGCUUCAGGGAGAUCUACAGACAUUGAAAGAAACUUUCACCAACUUUUCAGAGAAGAUGAAAUCAGAGAUCCAAGCAUCAAAUAGCCAGGGAAAUCGUAUGAAUGAAAAGGUGAAAUCUCUGGAGGCCAAGCUACAGAAGCAUCAAAAGGACAGGGAUGAAGAUAUCUCAAAUUUUUUCCUCCACGUACAACGUAUUUCAGCAGAUCUUCGGACUCUGAAUUGUCAGAUGGCAAUACUUCAGAGCAAUGGUUCCAGCAGCAAGAUCUGCUGCCCUCUUGGCUGGUUGGAGUUUGAGGAGAGCUGCUACUGGUUUUCUCGCACCGGAAAAUCCUGGAAUGAAGCUGAGAAAUACUGUCAGCUGGAGAAUUCACACUUGGUUGUCAUAAACUCUUGGAAUGAACAGAAUUUUGUUGCUCAUCACACCUCACCUGCGUUUGCCUGGAUAGGCCUCACGGAUGCAGAGGGUUCCUGGAAAUGGGUGGAUGGGACAAGUUAUGACUCUGCCAUCAAGAAUUGGAUGCCAACCCAGCCAGACAACUGGUAUGGGCAUGGCCUAGGAGGUGGUGAAGACUGUGCCCACUUGCAUGCUGAUGGGGGCUGGAAUGAUGAUGUUUGCCAGCGGCCUUAUCGCUGGGUUUGUGAGAUGAAACUCAAAAAGGAUGUCUAGGAGCCCUGCAGGAAAAUAUACUAUUUCUAUCCAGAAAUCUCCCAGAAACCCAGAAAAUGAUACAGAAUUCCUGAAAUCUUCCAGAAUCACCCUUAGAAGUGAUUGUGCUUUAAGUAAUUCAACGAUAUCAGGUUUCCUCAGAAUUUUUCCAGCUCACCAGAGCCUCCUUGCAAGAGUUCAUGUGUUUGAAGUCAAACAGGAAUUAAAGUGAACUCCCCAAA